GUUAGGGAGACUUUAAAGAUCGUAAUUUUAUUAGAUAAGCUAGCAGAAUUACCAAAUUGAUCUUUCUUGGAUGUAUCUGAAUUUCAUUAUAACUGCAAAGUGCUAUUUCAGGUGAAGAUCCUAAACUAGUGUGCAUACGUUUUAUUUAUUUAUUUUUGAUUAACAAGAUACAAAAAUGUCACGAUUUAGAAAACAAGAAUACAAAAGGCAGGUGAGCGAGGAUCCAGAUAUUGAUAAUUUAUUGGCAAAUCUGUCUCCGGAGGAAAUGCAAGAACUUCAAAUUGAGUUGGAUGUCAUGGACCCAAAUUCCAAUGUUGCUGUCGGGUUGAGACAGAGAAAUCAGACAGAGAAGCAGCCCACAGGAACAUAUGAUCGAGAAGCAAUGCUCACCUACUGUGAGAAAACAACUAGGAAACUGAUAGAGAAAGAACUAUCAAUUGACGAUGGGCAAACCCCAGAUGAAUUAUGUAAUCAAUCCACAUCACAUGAAAUGGAAAAUAAAGCAGUUAAAGAGAUAGACAAUGAAAAUACAAAAAAAAGUGAGGAAGCUACUAAAACAAAAGGAAGGCAUGAAAGAAAUGAAAAAGAUGAGGAUAGUGCUAAGACAAAAGACAUCAAGGGUAAAGAAAAAGAAGAAAGACUGAAGAGCAAAGAGAUAAAGGGGAAAAACAAAGAGGAGAAAGAGAAGAGCAGUGAGUUGCAAGCAAGGGGAAAAGAAGAAAAAUUGACUAAAUCCAAAGAAAAAACAUCAAAGGAAAUCAUCAAAGAGGAAAGAUACUCUAAGACAAGGAGUGACUCAAAAGACUUUAAGCACGAUGAAAACUGCUCCAGCCCUUCUGUGACAAACUCUAGUAAGUGCUGUUCAACACAAUGUAAAGAUUCAUCCAGUGCACAAAACAUUGAGGAGAAAAAACAGCCAAAAGCUUCAGAAACACAAACAACUCCGACCAUUUAUGAUGAGUCAAUAGAAAAAGUAAGGAACAAUGAUCCAAACAUAAUUGAAGUGAAUUUAAAUAAUGCAGAGAGAAUAAACAAUGACAUUUUAAUACGUUUUGCUGAUGCAUUGAAAGAAAACACUAUUGUGAAAACCUUUAGCUUUGCCAAUACUCAUGCGGAUGACCAUGUUGCUUUUGCUGUUGCUGGUGUGUUAAGGACAAACAAAAGCAUAACAAACCUCAACCUGGAAUCCAACUACAUUUCUGGCAAAGGCGUCAUUGCUAUCAUGAGAGCUUUGCAGCAGAAUAAUGUACUGACAGAGUUCAGAUUCCACAAUCAGCGUCACAUAUUUGGAGGGCAGGUCGAGAUGGAUAUUGCCAAACUUUUAAAAGAAAAUACCACCCUUCUUAAGCUGGGCUACCAUUUUGAGUUGGCAGGGCCACGUAUGACUGUGACAAACUUAUUAAGUAGGAACAUGGAUAAACAAAGGCAAAAACGUUUACAGGAGCAAAGACAGGGGCAAGCAGGGGACAAAAAACAAGCACUUGAAGUCCCAAAGACACCUGGCAUGCAAAAAUCACCUAAACCUUCUCCACAAUCUUCCCCCAGAAGUUCACCUUGGUCAUCCCCUAAACCAACCCCAAAGAAGGCUGCUAGACAUGCACCACCACCAGCUCCUCCUCCUCCUCCUCCUCCCCCAGUCCUGCCAGAAAAAGCCAACUCUGUGACUCAGAACCACAAAUUACAAAGCAAGAGGACUGGAGAGGAACAUGAGGAGACCAAGAAGCUAAGAAAUUCCUUGACGCCUGUAUCUGAAAGAAAGUUGGAAGACAGGCCACCAGCUCAAGAACAGAAUUCAAGAGAUCAGCUUCUGGCUGCCAUUCGAGGGAGCAAUAAGAAAAACUUAAGGAAGGUUGAAGUUCCAAAGUUGCUACAGUAAGAAGAUGUGCCAUUAUCUGCUGUUGGAGAUGCUCCAUUAAUCCUUAUAUAAGUCAAAUUCACCAUUUAGCUAAAGCUUCAUUGAUACAAUGUUCUCAUUCUGAUCAUUUGAACGACUUAUUGUUACAGCCUUGUUUGAGGCCAUGUGAAAAGAUGAAAACAUUUUGAAGAACUUCCUCAAAUUGUAUUGCUUGAUCUUACUAUUUUUCCACUGUGGCUUUUACACUUUUAAUAAAUCUUGUAACUUGCCUAUAGUUUGGUUUUCUGCUACAACAGCUUUCCAUUGGUUGUAAUUUCCUGAUGUUCCCACCUCAAUUCUUUACCUCAAUUUUAUCGUUACUUUAAUUGACAUAUUUGUGAAACGUCUAUCUUACCUGAACAUUGCAUUUUUGAUACACAUUCUCUUCUUUGCUAAAAUAACGAUCAUAUGACCUUUUUAACCUUGCUCCUUUCAUGAAACAAUGACACCAUCAGACUGAUAUGCCACUUGGUCAUCUCUCCUAAUUUUUACAUGCAUUUAUUAACCUUCCUUCCCCUCUGGGACAGUAGCUUGGCUGAUGCCUUGUAAUUCUAGAUACACAGUGUAAUCCUCAAGCUGACCUUCCAUGAUCAGAGGUAAGGACAUAUAAUGAUGGUUAAAAAGCUUUAACAGUCUUCUUAGAAAUAGGUAUUACAACUUAAAAUUCUUAUUACCUGUUUCCCUUAUAUCUUAUCUAGUUCUAUUUGCAAUGACUAUUUUCAGUGGAAAAAACGAGCAAUGUCUUAACCCUAAAGGAAUUGUAAAUAUUUGGCUGGUUUGGUUUUCUAUGUAAUAUUUUAAUAUGUAAUAUGAGAACAUUUGUAAAUGUAUGCUUUCUGCACACAAGAGAUACACAAGCAGGAAUCAUGUAACUUCCAUUCUAUGCCUAAUGUACCAUUUAUAGAAAUAAUACAAAAUACAGUAAACAGCACAAUAAAAAAGCUGUUGAUUCUUCUGACUAAAAGCAUUUUUUUCCUUGUAUGUCAAGUACAUUUGGUUUACUGUCUCUUGUCUGUCAGUAAAAGCUAUAUCUGUGCUAAUGUGGAACAUGUAAUAUUCUUUUAUCUUUUGAUUAUUUUUGUAAAUAUAAAACCAUAUUUCAUUUCAUGUGUAAAAUGCAUAUCAAUAUAGGAAACAAAUAUGUUAAUUCAAAAAAUGAGCUUAACUCAAUUGCAGAAUUGUCUUGACAUGAACAUUUCCUUUUGACACACAGUAAAAAUGUAUAAACAAUCAUAGUGAUACGAAAGCAAGUUUUCAGGUAAUAAUUAUGUUUCUCAUUGUGAA
Messenger RNA from Hemiscyllium ocellatum (epaulette shark), 3178 nucleotides. RefSeq names its product leiomodin-1-like. Gene Ontology annotation, biological process: muscle contraction; pointed-end actin filament capping; myofibril assembly. The record is from RefSeq and is a predicted model, not a curated record. Gene Ontology annotation, molecular function: actin binding; tropomyosin binding. Lineage: Eukaryota; Metazoa; Chordata; Chondrichthyes; Orectolobiformes; Hemiscylliidae. The transcript is spliced from 3 exons. Bases 176 to 1876 code for a protein of 566 amino acids. Gene Ontology annotation, cellular component: striated muscle thin filament; myofibril.